AUGGAAAGAAAUGGAACUUGUGUUCGCAACGCUCGUAUUGAAUGUCAAGAAUUUAAUCGAGAGAGAGAGUAUUUUAAAUUUAAUGAUAAAGUCCUAGUUAAUCCCGUUAACUCAGAUUGGAUAGAGAUUGAAAACAUGACUGAACAAAUCAUUAAUUCUUAUACAAAUGAAAAGGUUGAAGAUAUUACUGAUGAAACGGUCGUGGAUCAACUUCAAUCAAUAUCUGUUUCAUGGUCACCUUUAUGUAUUGAUGAAUAUUUCGAUCCUGUUUCGAUUAUAGCCAUUGGAAGUAAGGCUGGGACCGUUACUUUUUGGAGUUACAAUGAUGGGGUUAAUUUCCUUGAUUGCUUGCAAGCUCAUGAAACUUGGGUUACAAUUUCAGCUUGGUCACAAUGGAUUAGAUUGGAGAAUGAACAAUACGCAUCAAGUUUUGUAACAGGAUGCGUUGAAGGCUCAGUUUAUUUGUGGCAAGUGAACUUGUCAAAAGAUUUUUCUGAUAAUGAAAAUGAAAGGAAUUCAAUUUCUGUCACGUUACGUAUGGUUCUUGCGAAUGAAGAUGGACGUAUUGUUGAAAUUAUGAAAUGGUACGAUUCGGCGGAUGGAAGCGAAAGAUUUGCUAUGAUAAAAGGUCGUAAGAUCUAUGUAUGGAUUUCAGAUGAAUCGAUGUUACUCUACCAAACUCAAAUAAUUUCAUUGGAUUUCACGAUACCAAUGUCCAAAAUUGUUACAGGACUAACAUGGAGGUAUGAUGGAAGCCAGUUGCGUGUUUUCACAAUGGAUGGAAUUCAUUGGACAUUCAAUAUUUCCAAGGAGGAAGGAAUAUAUAUUGAUGAUGAAUUUUCAUUAAUAGAAGAAGCAAAAAAUCAAGAAGAGGCAGAAAAUGAUUCUUCAUUGAAAGAACCAAUUUAUUAUGGAGCCGACUCAUCUGCCAAUGGAUUAUUUGUCGCUGUUGUUUUUGUUUUAGAAUCUCGUACUGUACAAUAUCUUACUGACAAAUUUGAGGUUUCUCAUGUUACUUUUGUUGCUACCGAAAAUUAUGGAAACAUGGAAAUGCGUGAAACUUUAACUAAACAACUCUUGAAUAAGUUUGAAGAUUCAUUUUUAACUUGUAGAAAAUCAAUGACUUAUAUUAUGUGGGAUUUACUUGAAUACUGUGAUCCUGAAAAUGAAUAUUAUGAAGAUGAUUCUUUUUUUUCUAUAUUGGAGAAAGCUAUCAGAAAUGAUUACUUACAACAAUCAACUAUGCCAGAUAGUUUACAGUUGUCAGAAACUGCGUAUUUUGGAUCAUUGUUUAACUUGGAAACAAAUGAAUUAUCAUUACCUGGAUUAAUUAAAAGGUUUAAGAGUCAGCUGUAUCAUAACACCUUGUUGAAUAAACUGAGAAUCCUUUUGCAUCUUUAUAACAACACUUUGCGGUUAGAAUUUACUGGAGAUGAAAGUAUCGAGAUUCAGAAUAAAGUCCAAUAUGAAGUUUCAACCCUAAUAAAAUAUUUUUUGGAAAAGGUAUUAGAUACCAUUGCAAAUUGUCUUCAAAGGGGUUUAAUUGUUAAUGAACGAGAUCAAAUAUUUAUAUUAAAUUUAUGCGACUGGGUAUUAAUAUAUAAUCGGACCGAAGAAAAUUUAUUAAACUAUGCAAAGAUUAUUUAUGAAUGCUUAAAUGGUUUACAAGGAAAUGAAACAAAACAAAUAUUUAGGGAUUUGGAUUAUGAAAUUAAUUGGACAGUCAAGUUUAUUUCGUCUAAAAAAUUUUCAAAAACGAGAAAAUUAAAGAUACCUGCAAGAGAAUCUUGUCCGCUGUGUCAAAAAAAUAUCCUUUUUUUGUUAAUUUAA
Molecule: messenger RNA, 1830 nt
Organism: Funneliformis geosporum
Lineage: Eukaryota; Fungi; Glomeromycota; Glomeromycetes; Glomerales; Glomeraceae
Source: the annotation of a GenBank genome assembly